Molecule: messenger RNA, 1757 nt
Organism: Euleptes europaea (tarantolino)
Lineage: Eukaryota; Metazoa; Chordata; Lepidosauria; Squamata; Sphaerodactylidae
Gene: ABI2
Product: abl interactor 2
Exons: 12
Coding region: 30-1649 (539 amino acids)
Cellular component (GO): lamellipodium
Molecular function (GO): SH3 domain binding
Source: RefSeq, a predicted model, not a curated record
GGAGCGCGCGCGCGUGCGGCGAUGUGAAGAUGGCGGAGCUGCAGAUGCUGCUGGAGGAGGAGAUCCCGGGGGGGCGCCGGGCCCUGUUCGACAGCUACACCAACCUCGAGCGGGUCGCCGAGUACUGCGAGACCAACUACAUACAGUCAACAGAUAAACAGCGGGCCCUAGAAGAAACCAAAGCAUACACAACUCAGUCUUUAGCAAGUGUAGCCUAUUUGAUCAACACCUUGGCCAACAAUGUUCUACAAAUGCUCGAUAUCCAGGCAUCCCAGCUUAGGCGCAUGGAAUCUUCAAUCAACCACAUUUCACAAACAGUUGACAUACAUAAAGAAAAAGUGGCUAGAAGAGAAAUUGGCAUCUUGACAACAAACAAAAACACCUCAAGAACUCACAAAAUCAUUGCACCAGCUAACCUGGAGCGACCAGUUCGCUAUAUUAGAAAACCUAUUGAUUAUACAAUUCUAGAUGAUAUUGGGCAUGGAGUGAAGUGGUUGCUUAGAUUUAAGGUUAGUACACAGAAUAUGAAAAUGGGGGGCCUGCCUCGUACUACACCGCCUACCCAGAAACCACCCAGCCCUCCAAUGUCAGGGAAAGGAACCAUUGGGCGUCACUCUCCCUAUCGCACACUGGAGCCAGUGCGUCCUCCAGUGGUACCAAAUGACUAUGUACCUAGCCCUACCCGUAAUAUGGCUCCCUCGCAACAGAGCCCCGUUAGAACAGCUUCUGUGAAUCAGAGGAAUCGCACUUACAGCAGCAGCGGGAGCAGCGGCGGAAGCCACCCCAGCAGUAGGAGCAGCAGUCGAGAGAACAGUGGCAGCGGCAGCGUGGGCGUUCCCAUUGCUGUCCCAACGCCCUCCCCUCCCAGCGUGUAUCCAGCCCCCGCCAGCUCAAUUGGCUCUUCUCCCCUUCCUGCUACUUCUGCCCCUGCUCCUCUCCCUCCUGCCCCGUCCUCUGCCGCCCCAGAUGCUGCCGCUGCCGCGGGGGCUCAGCCCCUGGCCGAUGGCUUCACUUCUCCAACUCCCCCUGCCGCCUCUUCCGCUCCUUCCGCAGGUCAUCCUGUUCAGUUCUACAGCAUGAACAGACCUGUUACUCGGCACACCCCUCCCACAAUAGGGGGAUCUUUGCCAUACAGGCGUCCUCCCUCCAUCACUUCACAGAACAGCCUUCAAAACCAGGUGAACGGAGGACCGUUUUAUAGCCAGAACCCAGUGUGUCUUGCGCCCCCGCCGCCCUCCAUCCUGCAGGUAACUCCUCAGUUACCACUCAUGGGAUUUGUGGCCAGAGUUCAGGAAAAUAUUUCAGAUACUCCUCCUCCCCCACCUCCUGCAGAUGAGCCGGUAUUUGACGAAUCCCCACCGCCACCCCCUCCUCCCGAAGAUUAUGAGGAGGAGGAAGCCGCCGUUGUGGAAUACAGCGACCCCUAUGCGGAGGAAGACCCACCGUGGGCACCAAGGACCUACUUGGAGAAAGUGGUGGCGAUCUACGACUACACUAAAGACAAGGAGGAUGAACUCUCCUUUCAAGAAGGGGCCAUCAUCUACGUCAUAAAGAAAAACGACGACGGGUGGUAUGAGGGCGUCAUGAACGGAGUAACGGGACUCUUUCCAGGGAACUAUGUGGAGUCCAUCAUGCACUACUCGGAGUGAAGACCGCCGUGGCAAAGGACAGACGGGCACCUCUGUUGCCAGGAGUGUUGUUGGGCUUCCUAGAUCUCCACCAGCGCCUGGGGGAAUCUGGGCAAGUGAACUGAAGGA